GCUGUACUUAGCUCGGGACUGGGCAUGAAGACCUAGCCAAGUGAACAAGAUGGGGCCGUAUCUUUGCAAACUGCUGGGAAACCCAGAAAAGCAAAGGUCCCAGGAUUAGCCGAGAUGGGCAAGUACACGAUCCGGGUGGUCACUGGAGACUCACUUCUGGCGGGUUCCAGCAACCCGGUGCAGCUGUGGCUGGUGGGCGAGCAUGGGGAGGCGGACCUCGGGAAGCAGCUGCGACCAAUGCGGAGAGGGGAAACGCAGUUGGAGAUCGACGUCCCCGUGCAUCUAGGACGCCUCCUGCUGGUGAAGAUGCACAAACACAGAGGCCUAUUUGAUUCUGACUGGUUCUGCAAGUGGGUCACUGUGCAGGGCCCUGGGACCCAAGGAGAGGUCUUUUUCCCCUGCUACAGUUGGGUGCAGAGCAACGAGACGAUCUGUGUAUCCGAGGGCACUGCCCUGAAGGUGAACGAUGACACUCAGAGCCUGUUUAGGAAGUAUCGCGAACAGGAGAUGGCGGAUCGAAGGAAGCUGUAUCAGUGGGGCUCCUGGAAGGAGGGGUUAAUCCUGCCUGUAGCAGGGAGUACACAGUGGGACCUCCCCAGGAACCAGAGAUUCAUGGAAGAUAAGGAUUUCGAUUUUUCCUUCACUCUGGUUAAAAUGUUGAAGGAAUUUGCCAUUAAGGGGACUUUAGAUUUUAUAAGUUGUGUACAAAAUCUGGAAGAUUACCAAAAGAUAUUCCCACGUGGAACUACUGCUCUGGCCGAGCGGAUUCGUGAAUCCUGGAAGGAGGAUGCCCUCUUUGGGUACCAGUUCCUCAAUGGUGCAAACCCCAUGCUCCUGAGGCGCUCUAAGAGCCUUCCAGACCGGCUGGUGGUGCCUCCAGAGAUGCAAGACUUAAAGACCCGGCUGGAGAAGGAGCUCCAGGCUGGAACUCUGUUUGAGGCUGACUUCUCCCUGCUGGAUGGAGUCAAGCCCAACAUCAUCAUUUUUAAGCAGCAGUAUGUGACAGCCCCUUUGGUCAUGCUGAAGCUAGAGCCGGAUGGAAGGCUCUUGCCCAUGCUCAUUCAGCUCCAUCCACCUCGACACGGAUGUUCCCCACCUCUGCUCUUCUUGCCCUCGGAUCCUCCCAUGGCCUGGCUCCUGGCCAAGAUCUGGGUUCGAAGCUCUGAUUUCCAGCUGCACCAGUUGCAGUCACAUCUGCUGAGGGGGCAUCUAAUGGCCGAGGUCAUCUCUGUGGCCACAAUGAGGAGCUUACCCAGCCUGCAUCCCAUAUACAAGCUCCUCAUCCCCCACUUUCGCUACACCAUGGAGAUCAACAUCCUGGCGCGGAAUAAUCUUGUCUCUGAAUAUGGGAUUUUUGAUCUGGUGGUGAGCACAGGGAGUGGAGGCCACGUGGACAUUCUCCAGAGAGCCACAGCUUGUCUGACUUACCGCUCCUUUUGCCCUCCGGAUGACUUGGCUGACCGUGGGCUCUUAGAUGUGAAAUCUUCUCUCUAUGCCCAGGAUGCCCUUAGGCUGUGGGAGAUCAUCAGUCGGUAUGUGGAAAGGAUGGUCGAGCUUUUCUACAAGAGUGACCAAGAUGUGAAGGAUGACCCUGAGCUGCAGGUCUGGUGCAGAGAGAUCACUGAUAUUGGACUGCUGAAGGGCCAGGAGCGGGGGUUUCCCCUAUCCUUAGAGUCCAGGGCUCAGCUCUGCCGUUUUGUUACCAUGUGCAUCUUCACGUGCACCGGUCAGCAUGCUUCUGCCCAUCAGGGUCAGCUGGACUGGUAUGCCUGGAUCCCCAAUGGCCCAUGUACCAUGCGGAAGCCCCCACCGACCUCCAAGGAUGUGACAGAGAAGGACAUAGUGGAUGCAAUGCCUACUCUCCAGCAGGCACGGAUGCAGAUGACAUUCACCAACUUCCUUGGCAGACGCCAGCCUGUCAUGGUAGCCCUGGGGCAUCAUACAGAGGAAUAUUUCUCAGGCCCUGAGCCCCGGGCUGUGCUGAAGCAGUUUCAGGAGGAGUUGGCUGUCAUGGACAAGGAGAUUGACGUCCGGAACGCAAGCCUGGAUCUGCCCUAUGAUUACCUCCAGCCCAGCAUGGUGGAAAACAGUGUGACCAUCUGAGAGGCCUCAGCAUCUGAGCCCCAGGGGAAGCCUCGCUCUCUUUGUAUCAUCAUAGUCUUUUGUCCUUGGCCACAUCCUUUGGUGACUAGAUAAGUGCCCAUCACACAGUCCUGGGGAGUACACAGAGAUCAUUCCCAUUGCAUUUCAGAAUCUGGAACCUUCCACAGCUGUGCACUUCCUUAGCUUCAAAUCCCUGUUACUCACUUCUCUUCCUCACAAGGAUCCGAUUUAUACAUUAAUUAAAGUCUGA
Messenger RNA from Chionomys nivalis (European snow vole), 2353 nucleotides. RefSeq names its product polyunsaturated fatty acid (12S)/(13S)-lipoxygenase, epidermal-type. Gene Ontology annotation, biological process: linoleic acid metabolic process; lipid oxidation. The transcript is spliced from 15 exons. Bases 115 to 2103 code for a protein of 662 amino acids. Gene Ontology annotation, molecular function: arachidonate 12(S)-lipoxygenase activity; iron ion binding; arachidonate 15-lipoxygenase activity. NCBI's taxonomy places the organism in Eukaryota, Metazoa, Chordata, Mammalia, Rodentia, Cricetidae. Gene Ontology annotation, cellular component: cytosol; plasma membrane. The record is from RefSeq and is a predicted model, not a curated record.